AUUUCUGGGGUAAUUCGUGCUAUUUUUAAUCGCAUUCAUUUUUUACAAUUUAAAUUAAUUUGCUCUUUCAAUGGUUUUAUAUGACUACUGUUUGACGUUUGAUUUUUAAAAUCCUUCCCAAGCUCUUCGGGACAGUUCAACCAUGUUAAUGUUUGGUUUCUAAAGUUUGUUGGGUCCCUUUGACUCCAAUUAUUAUUGGCUUGGCUGCCAAAUUUUCAGGUAUAAAAAAAAAAAGUGUAUUUAUUGCUAGAAGCUAACGACCCAUACUUUCACCUUGUUUAGUUUAUUUUAGAGAUACAGUGUGGAAACGGGCCCUUUGGUCUACCGGGUCCGUGCCGACCAGUGAUCCCCGCAUAUUAACACUAUCCUACACACGAGGGACAAUUUUUACAUUUAACAAGCCAAAUAACCUACGAACCUGUAUGUUUUUGAAGUGUGGGAGGAAACCGAAGUUCUCGGAGAAAACAGACGCAGGUCACGGGGAGAACGUGCAAUCUCCGUGCAGACAGCACCCGUAGUCUGGAUCGGGCCGGGUUCCUGACGCUGUAAGCGCUGUAAGGCAGCAACUCUACCGCUGCGCCACUGCGUCUGUUGACCAGCUCCAGUGAGACUCUUCAAUGAAUUUAAUGUCUUCAAACUGAACACUAGUCCUAAAUCUAGAUUUCUAGUACAAGGAGAUGAAAGAAAACAGAGGACAUUGAAUUUAAUAAAAUUUUCCUGUAUAUCACUUGGGAGAUCGGAUUGUAACUUAAUGCAUUUGACAGCAUUUUGAGAAUGGGUUUGGUCCGUACAUCUACGUUUGUUUUGUGUUGCUCACUCUAGACAUGGAUACCUGUGCUUUUGAUGAAAUCCACUGUGGCCCAAGGUCAUUUAGUUGUAUUCCAGUCUCUUGGAAGUGUGAUGGAGAGAAGGACUGUGAAAGUGGAUAUGAUGAAGAGGACUGUGGCAAUCUUUCUUGCGGUACAGAUGAGUUUACUUGCUCCAUUGGCAGAUGCAUUUCUGUGGCCUUUGUAUGUAAUGGUGAAGAUGAAUGUGGCGAUGGCAGUGAUGAACAGGAUUGUCCUACGCAUUCCUGUGCUCCACAUGAGUUUCGUUGCACAAAUUCUGAAUGUAUCCCUUCCAGUUUGGUAUGUGACAGCCGUGUAGAUUGCACUGAUGAAUCUGAUGAAUCGUGGGCGCAGUGUAAGAAUAUUCUUGCUCCUGCAACCUGCUCUCCUGAUGACUUCCUUUGUGGUUCUGGUGAAUGCAUCCACCAUCGCUGGUACUGUGAUGGUGAUACGGACUGUAACGAUGGAAGUGAUGAAGUCAACUGCUCUUCUCUGACAUGCCGACCAGAUUACUUUCAAUGUGGUGAUGGCAGAUGCAUUUCACAAAGCAAGGCAUGUGAUGGGUUUAAGGAUUGCUCUGAUGGUAAUGAUGAGCUGAAUUGCAAGAAUGAAUGCACAGGUCCCAAUGACUUUAAAUGUCAAAGUGGAGAAUGCAUAGAUCAAAUCAAACUCUGUAAUCGGCAUGCAGAUUGCAAGGACUGGAGUGAUGAGCCUCUCCAGUUAUGCCACUUAAAUGAAUGCUUGGAAAACAAUGGUGGUUGUUCCCACAUUUGCAGAGAUUUUGUCAUAGGUUAUGAAUGUGAUUGCUCUUCUGGCUUUGAGCUGAUUGACGGAAAAAUCUGUGAAGAUAUUAAUGAGUGUGAAAAUCCUGGCAUCUGCAGUCAAAUUUGUAUUAAUUUGAAAGGAAGCUACAAAUGCGGAUGUUUUGCAGGAUAUCACUUGGAUUCUAUUAAUCAAGUCUGCAAGGCAGUAGGAGGCAAGUAUUGCAAGGAACCUUCCUUGAUCUUCACAAAUCGCUAUGACAUCCGGAAGCUAGGAUUGCAUAACCAGGAGUACACACAGGUUGCUACACAUCUGAGAAAUGCUGUAGCACUGGAUGCUGAUAUUGCAGAGGGGAGAAUCUUCUUGGCUGACGUGGGUCAGCGGGCUAUCUUCAGUUUGUCCAUGCAUGAGGGAAAAACUGCAAGUGCUUCAAGAAUUCUUGAUGUUGACAUUCCAAGGGGCAUUGCGGUGGACUGGAUCUAUAAGCACAUUUACUGGACUGACCAUGGUGCUAAAACUAUAUCUGUGGCCUCAUUUGAUGGCGUUCAAAAGAAGAUACUCUUUAACACAAGCCUAGGAGAACCAACGUCUGUGGCAGUUGAUCCACUGUCGGGGUUUAUUUACUGGUCAGAUCUUGGAGAACCACCGAAGAUAGAAAAAGCUGGCAUGAAUGGCAUUAAUAGGCAGCCUUUGGUUACCACAGAGAUCGAAUCACCAAAUGAUAUUGCACUUGAUCUUGUGAAAAGCUGUCUCUAUUGGGUUGACUCAAAACUGCACGUACUGGCAAGUAUUGACUUGGAUGGACAAAACAGAAGAACGGUGCUCUUCUCCUUUGAAUUGCUUGGUCAUCCUUGUGCUGUUGCAGUAUUUGAGGAUCGUGUAUUCUGGGUUGAUGUAGUAAAUGCAGCCAUUUAUGGAGUUGACAAAUAUACUGGAGGAGAUGUGGUGACUCUAGUUUCCAACCUUUAUCAGCCUCAAGAUGUCAUUGUUUAUCACCCAUUAAUGCAGCCAACUGGCAAAAAUUGGUGCAAUGAGGAACUGGAGAAUGGAGGUUGUAUAUACCUGUGCCUCCCUUCUCCACAGAUUGAUCAGCUCCCAAAAUACACCUGCGUCUGUCCAUCUGGAAUGGAUGUGGAAAAUGAAAGCCAAUGUAAAGCAGCAAAUAUUACCUGUCAUGAGACUGAUUUUCACUGUAAUGAUGGGCAGUGUGUACCUAGUAAAUGGCAGUGUAAUGGCAAUUCUGACUGUGACGAUGGAUCAGACGAGGCCCCAGAAAUCUGUCAUUUGAAAACCUGCCGGAUGGAUGAAAUCAGUUGUGGCAAUGACUCCCUUCAGUGUAUUCCUGUUGAUUGGAAAUGUGAUGGUGAAAGAGACUGCAGUUCAGGCAGAGAUGAAGAGAACUGUGGCCACCUUGCAUGCAGUCGGGAAGAAUUUACCUGCUCCAGUGGAAAAUGUGUUUCCAUCCUAUUUGUCUGCAAUGGUGAAGAUGAUUGUGGUGAUGGAAGUGAUGAAAGAGACUGUGUUCCAUCUCGUUGUGGCCCACAUGAGUUUCAGUGCAAUAGUUCUGAAUGUAUUCCCUCGGGUUGGGUAUGUGAUACCAAUGCUGACUGCAAUGACCAGUCUGAUGAAUCGCCUGAACACUGUGGUUAUAUCGCCCUUCCCCCUGUGACGUGUCCUCCUGAUGAAUUCCAGUGUGACUCUGGUGAAUGCAUUCACAGCAAGUGGCACUGUGAUGGUGAUACAGAUUGCAAAGAUGGAAGUGAUGAAAUCCACUGUGCCCCGCUAACAUGUGGACCAGAUGAUUUCAGCUGUGGUACAGGUGGCUGUGUACCUGGAAUUAAAAUGUGUGAUGGCUUUAAAGACUGUAUUGAUGGCAGUGAUGAAGCCAACUGCAAGAUUGAUCUUUGGGAUGUUUCUUGUCAGCAUGCAAUUGUUCAUCAGCUCAAGGACCCACUUCCGUGUCAGAGGUCCAAACUGCUUGAUCUCCUCUGUGAAAAUAUUGUCCAGGCCGAUGGCUUUGCCAGUCUUGAGGGCUUUGAUGCUGAUAUUGAGCUCUUCAAGGGAGAAUGGCUCAGUCAGUCCGGUGUUUUGGGAGAACUGAAGUCGGUCUGCCUUUGGUCUUGGCUGUUUGGUGGUGGAUUUCCCGUUGAGCAGCAACUGAUAUGCAACUUGGUUGGCCCUGGUGACAUUGAUGAAUGUCAAACUCCUGCAACAUGCAGUCAAAUUUGCAUUAAUUUGGAAGGAAGUUACAAAUGUGAAUGUCAUCAAGGAUAUCGAAUGGAUCCAGCUACUGGGAUUUGCAAAGCAGUUGGGAACGAGCCUUAUUUAAUCUUCGCGACUCACCAUGACAUCCGGAAGCUGGGUCUACGUCACCAGAAGUAUACAGAGUUGGCAGUGCAGCUGAGAAAUGCUGUAGCACUGGAUGCUGACAUUGCAGAACAGAUUAUCUUCUGGGCUGACUUGGAUCAGAAGGCUAUCUUCAGUGCACCCAUCAAUACAUGGGAAAGUGGAGCUGGUGUUUCUUUGGUGGUCAGGAAUAUAGACACCCCCAUGGGGAUUGCUGUGGACUGGGUUUACAAGCAUCUCUUCUGGACUGACCGUGGUACAAAAACAAUAUCUGCUGCUACUUUUAAUGGGAGCAAAAGACUAACCCUCUUCGAUACUGACCUGAAGGAGCCAAGUUCUAUUGCAGUUGAUCCGCUGUCAGGGUUUGUUUACUGGUCAGACUGUGGUGAACCAGCAAAGAUAGAAAAAUCAGGAAUGAAUGGUGGUGAUCGCCAACCUCUGGUUACCAAAGAGAUUCAUUGGCCUAAUAGCAUUGCACUUGAUCUUGUGAAAAGCCGUGUUUACUGGGUUGAUUCCAAACUGCACACAUUGUCCAGCAUUGAUCUGCGUGGUCAGGAUAGAAUCACAGUGCUGCAUUCGCGGGAAUUUCUUGCUCAUCCUUUGGCACUUUCUGUAUUUCAGGAUAAUGUCUUUUGGAUUGAUAGGAAGAAUGAAGCCAUCUAUGAAGCUAACAAGUUCAAUGGACAAGACCUUGUAACGGUGAUCUCUAAGCUGAAUAGACCUCAAGAUCUUAUUGUUUAUCAUGAUUCAAUGCAGCCAUCAGCUAUUGUGACUUGCACCUCAUCUGACUUUGUAUGCCUCAGUGGACAAUGUGUGCCUAACAGAUGGCAAUGUGAUGGUAAAGCUGAUUGUGAGGAUGGAUCUGAUGAAAAUUCAGAGACUUGCCACAAAGAGAUUUGCCAAAUCCAUGAAACCAGCUGUGGCCCUGGAUCUCAUCAAUGCAUUCCUCUUUCUUGGAAAUGCGAUGGAGAAAAGGAUUGUGGUAAUGGCAAUGAUGAGGAGAAUUGUGGUAUUCUUUCUUGCAGUCCAACAGAAUUUAUCUGCUCCGGUGGCCGAUGCAUAUCCAAAGCUUUUGUAUGUAAUGGUGAUGAUGACUGUGGUGAUGGAAGUGAUGAGAAAGGUUGUGCUCCACUUUCCUGUGGCUCGCAUGAAUUUCGCUGCAAUAGUUCAGAAUGUAUCCCAUUGAGUUGGGUAUGUGAUGGCAAUGCUGAUUGUGUUGAUCAGUCUGACGAAUCCCUGGGUCGGUGUGAACACAUCCAUCCUCCUCUGACUUGCUCUCUGAGUGAAUUUAAAUGUGGUUCAGGUGAAUGCAUCCAUACUCAUUGGAUCUGUGAUGGAGAUACCGACUGCAAGGAUGGAAGUGAUGAAAUUAAUUGCCCUCCUCGUACGUGUCGACCAAAUCACUUCAGAUGUGGCGAUGGUGUCUGCAUUCAGAAUCGCAGGAGAUGUAACGGACAAAGGGACUGCCCUGAUGGCAGUGAUGAAACUGGCUGUCAAAGUGAUGUAAAUGAAUGCCUGGUGAACAAAGGUGGCUGUUCUCACAUCUGCAAGGAUCUGGUCAUUGGCUAUGAAUGUGAUUGUCCUGUAGGUUUCAAAUUAAACAAGACAACCUGCAUUGAUGUUGAUGAAUGUGGAGAUCCUGGAAUCUGCAGUCAAAAGUGCAUCAAUUUGGAGGGCAGCUUUGUGUGUGAAUGCCAAAGUGGAUAUCGUACUGAUCCAGUCAAUGGAACUUGCAAAGCUGUAGAUCUACGUUUUGCAGGUGAACAACCUUACUUGGUCUUCACCAAUCGCCAUGAAAUCAGGAUGCUGGGAUUGCGUCACAAAGAGUAUAGACAGGUGCUUGCCCACCUGAGAAACGCUGUGGCACUCGAUGCUGAUGUUGCAGAGAAGAGAAUCUUCUGGGCUGACUUGGGAGAGCAAGCAAUCUUUAGUAUGCUAAUGGGUGGCCACAAAGGAAAAGCUGACUCUUCCAGAAUUGUAAACAACAUUCGUAUUCAUGUGAGGAUUGCAGUGGACUGGAUUUAUAACAACAUAUACUGGACAGACAUGGGUGCUAGAACCAUUUCUGUGGCAAGCUUUGAUGGAAAAAGCAUGAAGACUCUGUUUGACAGCAACUUGAGGGAGCCAGCCUCUGUAGCAGUUGAUCCACUAUCUGGGUAUAUGUAUUGGGCAGACCGGGGUGAACCAGCAGUAAUUGAAAAAGCAGGAAUGAAUGGUAUUGAUCGCAAACUCCUUGUGACCAGAGGCAUUCAGUGGCCAAAUGCCAUUGCAAUUGAUCGUGUGAAAAAUCGACUUUAUUGGGUUGACUCAAAGCUGCACACAUUGUCAAGUGUGAACAUGGUUGGAGAGGAUAGAAGAACUGUGCUUUCUUCACAUGAAUAUCUUGCUCAUCCUUUUGGUGUAUCCAUGUUUGAGGAUGAUAUCUUCUGGACCGACUGGGAGCAUAAUGCUGUAUAUGGAGCUGACAAAUUCACAGGCGAGCAUCUGGUGACUUUAGUCUCCGACUUGAAGGAGGCUCAGGAUAUCAUUGCCUAUCAUGCACUAGCACAACCACCAGGCAAAGAUUGGUGUAAUGAAAACUUGAAGAAUGGAGGAUGCACAUACAUGUGUCUGCCAGCUCCUCGGAUAAACAGUCGCUCUCCAAAGUACACUUGUGUGUGCCCAUUUGGGAUGGAGUUGCAGAAUGAUGGACAGCUUUGCAGAACAGCCAAAGCACAUUGUGCUGCAACAGAAUUCCAAUGUCAAGAUGGGCAAUGUAUACCACGUAGAUGGCAGUGUGAUGGUAACGCUGAUUGUCGUGAUGGAUCUGAUGAAAGUCAUGAAGAUUGUUAUCUGAGAAAUUGUCCCACUAAUGAAAUCAAAUGUGGCCCUGGUUCCCUUCAAUGUAUUCCGGCUUCCUGGAAAUGCAAUGGACUGGUAGACUGCGAUGAUGGUAGUGAUGAAGAAAACUGUGGUCUUAUUACUUGCAGCUCGGGGGAGUUUACUUGCUUGAAUAGCAGAUGUGUCUCAGAGGUGUUUUUAUGCAAUGGUGAAGAUGACUGUGGUGAUGGAAGUGAUGAAAGAGACUGUACUCCACCAAUAUGUGGCCCACAUGAGUUUCAAUGCCUUAAUUCUUCGGAGUGUAUAUCCUCGAGUUGGAUAUGUGACCAGAGUGUUGAUUGUAUUGACCAGUCUGACGAAUCUCCAGCUACCUGUGGUAUUACAGCAGCUCCAGUUGUCACCUGUCCUCCAAAUGAACUCCAGUGUGGUUCGGGUGAAUGUAUCCAUCCACAAUGGUACUGUGAUGGGGAUACUGACUGCAAGGAUGGAAGUGAUGAAGCAAGCUGCCAAAUGAAGACAGAAAAUUGUGCAAAAGUAUUUAUUGCAAAUUGUGUGGUUGUAAUGCAUAAUUGUGAUUUUCCUUUUUCUACAGCUCCUCGAACAUGUCGACCAGAUCACUUUGUGUGCAACGAUGGUGAAUGUAUCGCUGGAAAUAAUGAAUGUAACGGAAUUGCUGAUUGUGCUGAUGGUAGUGAUGAACUCAACUGUAAAAGUAUGGAAUGCAUGGGAUCACUGGACUUCAAGUGUCAGAGUGGUGAAUGCAUAAAUAUUGUGAAAGUCUGUGAUCAACAGCAGGAUUGCAAAGACUGGAGUGAUGAACUCCAGGGAAAAUGUUAUGUGAAUGAAUGCUUAUCAAAUAAUGGAGGGUGUUCUCACAUCUGUCAGGACCUUGUCAUUGGCUAUGAAUGUGACUGCCCUGCUGGUUUCAGAUUGGUUAAUAACACAUGUGAAGGUAAGCUAAACCCAUUGGUUGACUACGACAUGGUGUAUGAAGGGAAGCAAUUAACAGACGUUGAUUUAUUUUUAGAUAUCGACGAAUGUAAAAGUCCUGAAACAUGCAGUCAACUUUGCAUUAACUUGGAAGGAAGCUACAAGUGUGAGUGUCAUAAAGGAUAUCACAUGGAUUCAACUGAUUGGGUUUGCAAGUCAAUGGGGACAGAGCCUUUCCUGAUCUUCACUAAUCGCUAUGAUAUCCGGAAGCUCGGACUACAUCACCAGGAUUACACCCCACUACCUCUGCAUCCAAGAAAUGCCAUGGCACUGGACGCAGAUGUGGCAGAGCAGAGAAUAUUUUGGGCUGACCUGGCACAACAAACAAUUUUCAGUGUGACCUUUGAUAAAUGGGAACACCCAACGCUGGCCUCCAGAAUUAAGGUUCCGGGCUUCCCUGCAGGAAUUGCAGUAGAUUGGAUCUACAAGCAUAUCUAUUGGACUGAUCGAGGUGAAAGGACAAUAUCUGUGGCCACUUUUGAUGGAACCAAAAGGAAGGUUCUUUUUGACACAGACUUGCGGGAGCCAUCAUCUAUAGCAGUUGAUCCAAUAACUGGGUUUGUUUACUGGUCGGACUGUGGGGUACCAGCCCUCAUUGAAAAAGCAGGAAUGGAUGGUGCUGACCGCCAACAAGUUGUUAGCAGAGAGAUUGAGUAUCCAACUGGCAUUACACUUGAUCUUAUAAAAAGUCGCUUGUAUUGGGUUGAUUCAAAGAUGCACAUGUUAUCAAGUGUCGACCUAAACGGUCAGGAUAGAAGAACAGUGCUGUGGUCACUGGAAUUCCUUCUUCAUCCUUCUGCAGUUGCUGCAUUUGAGGAUACUGUCUUCUGGACUGAUGAGGGGACCAAAGCAGUUCAUGAAAUUGAUAAAUAUGGAGGAAAUGAUGUGGUCGUAUUGGCCUCCAACCUUCAUGAACCUCGGGACAUUAUAGUUUACAAUGAACUGUUACAACCACUUGGUAAAAAUUGGUGUGGCAAAAAUAGGAAUGGGGGCUGCGAAUUCAUGUGCCUGCCUUCCUCAUUGUCUAACACAAAGUCGUUGAAAUAUACCUGUGUGUGUCCACUUGGAAAGGAGCUGGAGCCAAAUGGGCAGCGGUGUAGAAUGGCAAAGCAAUAUAAAAGUGUUGCAGAAACAACAACCUUGGUGUCUACCUUAACCUCUACUUCUAAACAACUGCCUUCUAACUUUCAUACAACAAUUACAUUAACUGAAGGUAAAAAUUCAAGUGUUACCCUUGAUGAAGACCACAAACCCAUGAAUGGCUCUGAAAUUGGUUGGAUUGCACUUGCUAUUAUGCUUGUGACUAUGUUUGUUGCAGCUGGCUACAUUAAAUGGCAGGAGUGGCAAAGGAAGAUUCAGCAAAGCAUGAAACUUUGAGAAUCCAGCCUUUCAACGUGAUUGAUUGCACAAGGCAAAUAAAAACAAUUUUUUUACAUGUUUUGUCGGUGUUUACUUGCUGAACGGUUGGUGAAACAUAGUAUGGAUUUUUUUUUAAGUGCAAACUUGGGUUCUUAUUCCACUGGGUUGAAUCUUCAAAACUGAUUUUGAAAGCAGUAGGUAAUUUUGAAAGCAGUACAUGUUUUCAGUUUAUAAAUCGCAUAGACAAUGAUCCUACCAAUUCACACAAAUUGCGCUGACUAAUAUUUCCAAACAGAAUAAAAUUAUAGGUGCCUCAAUCUUUGUCAUUUCUCUUCCAUUCCCACUGACUCUCCCUUUAUCCAAAGUGAGAGGAAGGAAAACUGAACUGAUUCCAAUCAGAUGUACAAUAUAUCUUUUUGGAGUAUGCUUCACUUUGUAUGGCACUCUUAUGGUCACAAGUGGAGAUUGCAUUGUUGGAGGCAAAUUUAAGUUUAAGUUGGCAAGUUUCCUUCCUUUUAAUGAGGUAGGCAUUACUUCCUUGGCCACAGCAUCAAUGACUUUGGACCAGAUCAAAUUGAUAUCCAACUUGGGAUGUUUAACUUUAACCAUAUUUCUGGGGCUCUCUGAGCUGCCGUAUUGAAAUGUAGUUUAUUUGCCUUGAAGAUUCAAUUUCAUUGUCACAUGUACCAAUUAAGGUGCAGUCAAAUUUGAGUUGCCAUACAGCCAUACUAAGUAAAAAGCAAAAAUACACAAGGCACAUAAAAUAAAGUUUAACAUAAACAUCCAACACAGUGGAAUCAACAUCCCUCACUGUGAUGGAAGGCAAUAAAGUUCAGUUAUCUUCCUCCUUGGUUCACCUGUGAUCGGGGCCAUUGUCGACAGUCUGC
Leucoraja erinaceus (little skate) is the source of this 9991-nucleotide messenger RNA. RefSeq names its product low-density lipoprotein receptor-related protein 1B-like. NCBI's taxonomy places the organism in Eukaryota, Metazoa, Chordata, Chondrichthyes, Rajiformes, Rajidae. The record is from RefSeq and is a predicted model, not a curated record. The coding region runs from base 825 to 9122 and encodes 2765 amino acids. Gene Ontology annotation, molecular function: calcium ion binding; protein binding. The transcript has 50 exons.